Messenger RNA from Marchantia polymorpha subsp. ruderalis, 3857 nucleotides. NCBI's taxonomy places the organism in Eukaryota, Viridiplantae, Streptophyta, Marchantiopsida, Marchantiales, Marchantiaceae. The record is from the annotation of a GenBank genome assembly.
GGUGCUCGCAUUCGAUUCUGUCGCCAUCUUGGACACAGUGGAGCUUUUCCAUCGAGCGAGCGGGCUCACCGAGCCGGCACCGCCAUCGCGAACAGCAACCGCGUUCGACAAUUGGCGUUCGGAGUAUAUAAUAUUACAAAUUUCGCUUCGGAAUCUUGGGGAUCGGAAGCCGGAAGGCAAUAACAUUCUGCUUUUUGAAGACAGAUUCCAGAUCCGCUGCCCUUUUGUGGGCAAAUUGGCAAUUUUUAUUUCGGGAUGCGUUCCGGGUAGAGCGAAAUGGUCACGGACGCAGACUUCGGUCAGCUUCUGCUCGCGCGAGUCUACCAAUUUUAGCGCCUGUAGAUAGUGUACCGUCCGUCGCUUUACUUUCGGCGAAUUUGUUUUGUUUAAGAAUGAGAGCCGCAGUUGGAUCUUUGGUUCUCUCAUGAACAGCGCAGAUGGCACCUCUUUCGGCGUGAGCCGGUGAAUGACCGCGCUCGUGGACAUUGCCUGGGUCUCUGGGAACCUGUCGAAUUUCCGGAGACUCUAUAUAGCGGAGCAGAUCCAUGGAAUAAUGUUCCGGAAUCUUGUUUUUCCCCUGGUUCCUGCCGAGAUGGGCCAGACCUUUUAGCGACGGGAUUUGUGUUUUCUGAACUGUCCCUUUUGGCCCGUUUCUGGGGCUUGAAUCCACCGGACGGUGGUAGUAAUCACAUGAAUCAGUUGUGCUUCCUCGCCGCGCCGCUUUGAUUUAGUUUUAUCCUUUCAAAUCGUGUGGAAAGGGGCGGUUCCAGUACCUUCGUUGCUUUUUGAUGUGCAUCGAAGGUUUUGUACAAUGGAUGCCCUAUGCCGGUUGCCGCAGCAUGUAAUGGGGAGCAGAUUCGGUGCUACAAACAAUCAAGCGGCUGGUUCUGGACCACUUUCACUUUGAAGAUGGAUGAUGCAUGAGCGAGCCAACUCAUGUUCUGAGAUCAGGCUUUCUUCCAGUCUGCGGUUCAUGAGUCAGCGGCUGCAACUUGGCUGACCAACGCCAUUCGUUAAUUACAGGGGGAGCUAUACGGAAAAAUGCCCUGGUUGAAAGCGAUUCAUUCAUGAAUGUGUAUUUCAAGCAUAUCGGACGAGCCAUUGGGUGGUAACACAGGGCAUCACAAAGAAACGUAGAUACCUUAUGGCGGUAUAUAGAAGGCGCGGCUGCUUUUUGAAGAGGUCUCGGUCAAGGUUCUAGAAAGUUAGUACCUGUUUUGCAAGCCCAGUGAUAUACUAGCAAGGGAGCAGAUGGAUCAGUACAGCAGGUUGGGCUAAGCUAAUCUAAACGUCAUUGGGUUUCUCCAGAGUGAGAAGCAGAAGAAAUCUGAAAUUAAAAUCAUCUGUUCGACUGAUUGAAGGAGCUCGUGAGGAGCCAUGGGGUUCAGGAGGUUCUUGUCACUGCCUGUUGCUGUAGUACUUGUAUUGAUAGGCUUUGUGUAUCACACUGUGGUUUUUCUCGUCAUCGAACCUUGGUUGAGUCUGAGUACAGCUCCUGGACUAUUCAAUGCUCUUUUCUUCACGGGUCUGGGAGUUAUGGCGGUGCUUUGUUACGUUAUUGCGGUAUUGAAAGAUCCAGGUCGAAUACCUUUAUCGUACAUGCCAGAUCUUGAAGAUUCUGGAGUUGCUUUACACGAAGUAAAGAGGAAGGGUGGAGAUUUGAGAUACUGUCAGAAAUGUGCCCAUUACAAACCACCAAGGGCACAUCACUGUAGAGUUUGCAAGCGGUGCGUCCUGCGCAUGGACCACCACUGUGUCUGGAUCAACAAUUGUGUGGGACAUAACAACUACAAGGCGUUUUUCUUGUUUGUCUUGUAUGUGGUUGCGGCCUGUAUCCAUGCAUUGAUCCUUCUUGGAGGGCAAGCCAUUCAGGAACUUGGUGCUGACUCUGAGAUGCAAAAUACCGAUGCUCUCCCAAAAGGAAUGCCUGUGAGCUCAUCCCUCGCAUUCUCUGCUAUUGUCAAGGUGGUUUGCGCUGUGGUGUUGGUACCUUUGCUGGUCGCUGUAACUGUUCUUUUGGCUUGGCAUGUUUACCUCCUUCUGCACAACAAAACCACUAUCGAGUAUCAUGAAGGAGUAAGAGCUCGUUGGCUUGCUGAAAAGGCCGGUCACCACUACAGACACCCAUAUGACCUAGGUGUUGUCUCAAAUAUUGUUACGUUGUUGGGACCGUCUGCAACUUUCUGGUUCAUACCUACAGCAACAGGCCAUGUAGGUUCAGGUUUGCAGUUCCGUACUUUUUAUGACCAGGCAGAUCCACGUUCAAGUAGAUAACUCGUAUUGAUUCUGUGCUUAUCCACAUGUUUUUGGAUGGCAAUUGGAGCCGGCAAAUUGCUCGCUGCAAAUCCUACCGCAUUUUAUAACGGAGGUCCUUGAUCAUUUUCAGCUCUCUUGUCUUCGUAAAGGGAAGAAUAGUGUCGUAAGACAAGUAGUAGGCUUACUAGAAUGAUUCAAAAGAAUGAAUCAACGACAAAGCACCAACUUGCCCUAGCAUCUUUUGUUCAAUAGGCACUGGCUUACCUUACCUGUUACUACGGGUAUGGAAUCUGAGUUUAAACCUCUGAAAGGAGAGGUUUGACGGAAUGAAGUGUUUGAAAAGGUCGAUGCUUACGGUAGGGAAGACAAAUUUUGGGAGGACAAGUAGUUGACACAGUAGUGAAGUACAAGGUCAAAUUGAUCAGGAUCACCCCGUUCAAAAAUUUAUCUGCUGCUUUUUAGUUGAUCUUGUCCAUUACUUAGUGCCUGGGGUGAUCUCAGAUGUACAAACCGUAACCGUCACGCUGAAAGGAAAUACUGGGUCAGAAUAAGAGCAGGAGACGACUACAUGCUCUCCUUAUAUUUGUGGCGAUCUACCCAGACGGUUGGACUCCUGAGGAUAGUUGCUGAUCUCAUUAGAUGCCACAUGUAUCCAUUUUCUGGGCGAAAAGUCUGGUUCCUCUGGUGCCUGAUCCGUGCCUGAUCUGAAAAGAACUGGGAUAGUUUUCAGGCUUCAAGUUCGGUCUGUUUGUGCUUAGUGCUACUAUGUGGUGGUCAGCGGGAUAUGCGUAUCUUGCUCGGGUUUUGAAGAAGAUGAAGCACGCAUGGUAAACGUUAACUGUCGCUUUUUUGGAGUCUGAAGCGCCACUAGGAUUCUUCAAGAGAAUUGCCGGAGGAGAAUGUGAGAGUUCUUCGGCCUGCAUUGCACUCCCCAAGAUGUUACCCAAGGACUGGUGCCAAGGUAAAUAUCUGGUUCUACACUGCAUUUGUGACGAUCAAAUGGGGUGCGUGCGGCCAUUGCAGUGAUAAGCUGAAUAAUCAAAUCAAUGUACACAUUUUGGUACCACAAUUUUUUGAGCUUCAAUCAAUGACUUCCUUCUUACCUGGCACCGUACUCGGGUAUAUAUUUUCAUGAUUGGAAGAAUGCUGCUUAUGCGUGUGAGUUGCUUGAAGGCUUCUCCUCACCGUUUGAUAGAUGGAUUAUGGAACCUAUCUAUACAAGUGUCCGUGUCGGAUUUAUGCAGGCCUUGCCUCUUGUGUAUACCGAGUAAUAUUUGCCAGUGUACUAGAUCAGACGAGGAGACUACGGUUCCACCCAAAGAAAGUCUACUCGUGCGCUUCUGGUCUGUCAAAGCUUUGUCAUGCUCUUUCUGAAGAAGUGUUGUGAUUCACUGCCACUGCAUAUCUGGAACAAGUUUUGUUAUACUUGUUCAAAUAUUAGAGAGAAGAGCUGAACUCAUGUAGAAUGCUCUAAGAAAUUGACCCACCUCACUUCAGCAAAAAGAAAGUCUCCUAAAGGAAAUUUACUCGACCGAGUAUUCAAUAUUUGGAAAAGACAGGAUGACCCAUUAUAUAUAUGUAUACGAAGAUUAUGAACAUCU